CAACUGACAACACGGCACUGUAGUAACGUCCCGAGUCUGCCAACGGUCGGUUAAAGACGUUACGGGUGUCAGGGAAUUAUAGAACGUUAGAAUUACAAGCUAAAACCACAACAAAAAGCGUGAUAUAACAAGGUAAACAUUUGCAAUGGCUUCCUCCCCGAAUGAAGACGCGGACAUCGUACUAAGUGACGAAGUGGAGUCUCUCUUCGCCGAAGAAGAAGAAGAAGAAAUUGGACAGAAAUCUGUCACUUUGUUUUCGUGGUUACUUGAUCAUGCCAACACUUUCUUGUACGUGUUCUUGAUCUACUGGAUUAUUAAGAAGAUCGUUGUGGCCACUAAAGACAGAUGGUGUGCCUACGUCAUGCAUCUGUGUACCCGGGGAGUCUUCGUCGAAUUGGACCUGGUGAAAAAGGCCUUCUUCGAAAGCCUGUCGAAUGUUGUCUCCACCGACGCCGACCUGCGCAAGAAGAAUGCCAUCAGAAUACUGGAGGUCGGACCUGGUACAGGUGUCAACUUCGCCUUCUACCCCGAGGGCUGUCAUCUGGUCGUGGUCGACCCAAAUCCUCACUACAAAGAUUAUUAUUACUCAAACAUCAAGAAAUUCUCUCACAUCCACCCUCAGGAGUUCCACAUUGCCACAGGCGAGGACAUGAGCGUGGUACCGGACAACUCGGUAGAUGUAGUGGUUAUGACGCUCGUGCUGUGUACGGCGAGGGACGUCGACAAAAUCCUGAGCGAGGUGAAGCGUGUACUAGCUCCUGGAGGCAAAUUCUACUUCAUGGAACACAUCACAGAAUUCGACCUCGAGAACCACUCCUUCAGGAGGAAACUUCAGCACAUCUUCACCCACUACAUACCCAUUUGGCCUUUUGUCUUCGACGGGUGCCAGCUAGACCGUGACCCUCUGCCCAACAUCGAGAGGGCCGGGUUCUCAAAGGUCGAUGCCCAACGCUACUACGCACCGGUGCCCCAUGUUGUCUUCGACCCGGAGAGGCCUAAUCUGAAGGGCGUUGCGACUAAGUGAUGAGAUUCAAUACUGCGAUGCCAAGAGGGUGAUUUAAAGGGUGUUGUGACCAAGUAAUGAGAAACAGUACUGUAUUUCCAACAGAGGCAUAUUUCAGGGGCGUUGCGACCAAGUAACGAGAAACAAUAAUGUAAUACAGAGGCAAAUUUGAAGGGCGCUGCGACAAAGUAAUGAGAAUCAAUACAAUAUUUCCAAUAGAGGCAUAUUCUAGGGCUGUCGCAACUCAGCAAUGAGAAUAAUACUGCGAUACUAACAGAGGCAAAUUUGCAAUGAAAAACAAUACUGUAUUUCCAAAAGAGGCUAAAUUUGAAGGGUGUUACAACGCCUUAAUUAGAACCAAUACUGUAUUUCCAAUAGAAGUCCAAGUUGAAGGUGUUGCAACUGAAUAAUGAGAAUGAGAACCAAUACUGUAUUUCCAACAGAGGUCAACUUUGAAGGGCUGUGCAAAAAAUGAAUGAGAACCAAUACCACAACACCAACAAGACGAACUACUGCAACCAAUGGCACAAAAGCUUUAGGAUAUUGUUAUCAAGCUCUCUUGGGGGUGAAUUAUAUUUAUAUUCUUUAGAUUGAAUGGCGACUUGGGGCCAAUUUAAGAUGGGAACUCAAUUGUUCUCUUCUUUUUUGUACAUUUCAGUAUUUUUCUAAGCCAAUAAAAGACCCUUUAGUUAAAUUACACAAAA
This is a messenger RNA of Macrobrachium nipponense, 1707 nucleotides long. RefSeq names its product thiol S-methyltransferase TMT1A-like. The transcript has 5 exons. The coding region runs from base 146 to 1024 and encodes 292 amino acids. Gene Ontology annotation, molecular function: S-adenosylmethionine-dependent methyltransferase activity. The record is from RefSeq and is a predicted model, not a curated record. Lineage: Eukaryota; Metazoa; Arthropoda; Malacostraca; Decapoda; Palaemonidae.